Wickerhamiella sorbophila is the source of this 855-nucleotide messenger RNA. Its product is annotated as Antisense-enhancing sequence 1. Gene Ontology annotation, molecular function: isomerase activity. NCBI's taxonomy places the organism in Eukaryota, Fungi, Ascomycota, Dipodascomycetes, Dipodascales, Trichomonascaceae. Gene Ontology annotation, cellular component: cytoplasm. The record is from RefSeq and is a predicted model, not a curated record. The transcript has a single exon. The coding region runs from base 1 to 855 and encodes 284 amino acids. Gene Ontology annotation, biological process: biosynthetic process.
AUGACUCGUGUCCACAAAUUUUUCCAAAUUGACGUCUUUGCAAGUGAGUCCCCGCUCAGUGGUAAUCCUGUAGCGGUGGUUUUCGACGCCGACGACCUAACCACUGAGGAGAUGCAGAAAUGUGCCCAUUGGCAGAAUCUCUCGGAGACUACGUUUGUUUUAAAGCCUACUCGUCCGGAAGCGGACUACAGGCUACGCAUCUUCACGCCUGACUUUGAGUUGCCCUUCGCAGGCCAUCCCACGUUGGGAUCGGCUAGAGCGCUGCUUUUCAGCGGCCUCAAGCCCAAGAAAGAAGGCGUCAUUGUCCAAGAGUGCGGAAAGGGCCUAAUUAGCAUUAGAAUUGAGGACAAGAAACUGCUUUUCUCUACUCCUGAAGCUAAAAUCGAUGUGUACGGUGGUGAUCUGCUUUCCAGAGCGCUCGGCGCUCCUAACCUGUCUCUGACCGGUGCAAUUGUCGAUGUCGGUCCCAAAUGGCUCGUUGUGCCUCUCGAUAGUGCAGAGAUGGUUCGUGCAACAGAGAUCAACGGUCCUGCUUUCACGGAAUUGGCCCACGAGACCAAAAUGACUGGAAUCACUUUUUACGGAGCUGAAGGUCAGGAUUCUUCCGCAGGGCAUAAAUAUGAGGUCCGUUCUGUGUUUUUGCAACAAAGCGGUGUCAUCGAGGAUCCUGUCUGUGGUAGCGGUAAUGCUGCUGUAGCUCGCUAUCUCGAGACUUUCGGAGAGCGCUCAAGUUAUGUUGCCCGGCAAGGAACAUGCUUGGGCCGCAAUGGGCUGGUUUCAGUUGAAUAUGCCGAGGAUAAUAUCUGGGUUGGAGGUGAGGCCAAGGUCACGACCUCAGGCCAGAUUUUCCUGUGA